CUGCUAUACUUAAUAUAUACUUGCUUUACUGCUGUACUUAAUAAAGUAAUAGCUACUACAUUUUCACUUUUGCUCUUAGAUUAAACUGACAGUUUUAUAAUCUUGAACAUCUACUUACAAAAACAAACUUAUUUGCCUAGUAACCCCUGGUAGAAAAAACUGUAUGUACGUAUUAUAUUUAAUGUUGACAACUCUAAAGACAUGCCUGCUUUAGUUAAUCCAACAAACUUAAAGUAAUUUUUAUUUACUGAAGAUUAUCCCAUAUCAUACUAUUAAAGAGAACUAGAGAUAGCCUGAGAAGGACUCCAUACUUUUAUAUUCGAGUCCUUGUGGAUGAAUUGUAACCUAACUUAACAGGUAGACAAAAUUGAAAACCUAACUUAGGAGUAGGUUCCUGUAACAAUAGCCGAGUCUUGGCCAAUUCUAGUAGCCAUACUUCAACCACUUAGACACUGCUGAGUGUUCAAACUGUGUUCAAAUAAGGCAAACACCAACCUGUAACCAGUCCAGCUGUUUCUGUACUUCACUUCUAAUUUCUGUAUGUCACGUCCCUUUUUUUGUCUAUAAAUUUGUUCUGACCAUGAGGCAUCCCUGGAGUCUCCAUGAAUCAGCUGUAACUGGAGGCUGCCUGAUUCGUGAAUCAUUCAUUGCUCAAUUAAACUCCUUUAAGUUUAAUUUGGCUGAAGUUUUUUCUUUUAACAAUAUCAACUUGAAGAACAUUUGGGCUAGGUCUCAUUUUUCUGAAAGUUUAAAAAAAUACUUAAUUUGGACUGGCUGCUCUGAAAAGCCAUCUUUGCAUUGUUCCUCGUCUGCCUCCUUGCUCGCCGCAGCCGCCUCCGCCGCGCGCCUCCUCCGCCGCCGCGGAUUCCGGCAGCUUUAUCGCCAGCGUCCCUGAACUCUCACUUUCUUUUUAUACCCCUGCAUGGGAUCACCGGCGUGCCCCACCAUGUCAGACGGAGCUGUAGACACCAGCUCCGAAAUCACCACCAAGGACUUAAAGGAGAAGAAGGAAGUUGUGGAAGAGGCGGAAAAUGGAAGAGACGCCCCUGCUAACGGGAAUGCUAAUGAGGAAAAUGGGGAGCAGGAAGCUGACAAUGAGGUAGAUGAAGAAGAGGAAGAAGGUGGGGAGGAAGAGGAGGAGGAAGAAGAAGGUGAUGGUGAGGAAGAGGAUGGAGAUGAAGAUGAGGAAGCUGAGUCAGCUACGGGCAAGCGGGCAGCUGAAGAUGAUGAGGAUGAGGAUGUCCAUACCAAGAAGCAGAAGACCGACGAGGAUGACUAGACAGCAAAAAAGGAAAAGUUAAACUAAAAUAAAAGGCCGCCGCGACCUAUUCACCCUCCACUUCCCCUCUCAGAAUCUAAACGUGGUCACUUUCGAGUAGAGAGGCCCGCCCGCCCACCGUGGGCAGUGCCACCCGCAGAUGACACGCGCUCUCCACCACCCAACCCAAACCAUGAGAAUUUGCAAUAGGGGAGGAAGAAAGAACCAAAACUUCCAAGGCCCUGCUUUUUUUCUUAAAAGUACUUUAAAAAGGAAAUUUGUUUGUAUUUUUUAUUUACAUUUUAUAUUUUUGUACGUAUUGUUAGGGUCAGCCAUUUUUAAUGAUCUCGGAUGACCAAACCAGCCUUCAGAGCGUUCUCUGUCCUACUUCUGACUUUACUUGUGGUGUGACCAUGUUCAUUAUAAUCUCAAAGGAGAAAAAAAAACCUUGUAAAAAAAAGCAAAAAUGACAACAGAAAAACAAUCUUAUUCCGAGCUUUCCAGUAACUUUUUUGUGUAUGUACUUAGCUGUACUAUAAGUAGUUGGUUUGUAUGAGAUGUUUAAAAAGGCCAAAGAUAAAAGGUUUCUUUUUUUUCCUUUUUUGUUUAUGAAGUUGCUGUUUAUUUUUUUUGGCCUGUUUGAUGUAUGUGUGAAACAAUGUUGUCCAACAAUAAACAGGAAUUUUAUUUUGCUGAGUUGUUCUAACAAAAAAAAAAUAC
This is a messenger RNA of Pongo pygmaeus (Bornean orangutan), 1978 nucleotides long. RefSeq names its product prothymosin alpha-like. The record is from RefSeq and is a predicted model, not a curated record. Gene Ontology annotation, cellular component: nucleus. Gene Ontology annotation, biological process: negative regulation of apoptotic process; positive regulation of transcription by RNA polymerase II. Gene Ontology annotation, molecular function: histone binding. The coding region runs from base 923 to 1279 and encodes 118 amino acids. NCBI's taxonomy places the organism in Eukaryota, Metazoa, Chordata, Mammalia, Primates, Hominidae. The transcript has a single exon.